GAAUAGCGCGGCUUUAGAAUGUGUUGCGUCUGAAGCAUUUGAAAUCCUCACGGUUUCAGCUAUCAGGUUGUCUGGACAUUAUAAUUUUGCUAUUUGCUCUCGAUCUCUUUCGUCAUUGAAUCUUACUUCACUCUCUUGUUUUCCUUUCCAAAUUUUCUCACUGUUCACUCCUGCAAACGUCCGUCCGCACCAGACGUAAACAUACCGGAGGCUUGAAGUCGCACGUAUUCUGGUCACAUGUUGAAGCAGAAGGAAGAUGUACUUCUUAUGGUUAAGCACGUACGGUAUAAGAAAGUGGAUGGGACCCUGUAUGUUAAUUCAGGAAGAGUGGCUUGGCGUAACCAAACAUCUGAUAGUUUUCGCAUCAGUGCAAAAUUCGAAGAUAUUAGAAUACAGCGUAUUAGUCCGGACCAAAAAGAAAAAGUUCAACUCCAGUUAUUAAUGCAUAGCGGGGAGUCUUUCACAUUCCAGUUUUCGGAUCCUGGAGGCAGAGAGAAACAGCUUGAAAUGCGUAACAACGUGAAGGCAAUGUUACAAAAUUUGCUACCCAAAUUUAAAGACAAGAUCGUUAGGGUUUGCUGUGCAACGCGUCGUUUUAAAAGUUUUUUUAGUGAGAAGUUGGAGAACUACUAACAAUAAUUUUCGCAAGGUGAACUGGACCGAAAAUCCUUAGAGUUCUGCAUAAAAGCGAGUCAGGCCGACAUUCGCACGUGUAAGUUGAUUGGUGUUCCCGAUCGUCAGUAAAUUUUACUUGUUGACUACACAACAUCCGGUAAUCCUGUUUCACCGCGUACAUAGUUAACUGCUUAACUAAAAAACAAACCACGUAACAGUACUGUUACAAAGUUAUCGUAAUUCCUGUCUAAAUGCAUUGUGUUUCUUCAUCUGGUUUCAAGACAUAAUUUUGUUGUUCUAUUCAAUAUGUGCGAACAAAACUCCAAGAUUAUUUUAGGUUAAUUCGUCGUGAGCUUCGUGUAAAAUGAAGGCUAGUGCCCUUUAGUUCAAAUUGUUUAUAAAGGUUCAGUAGAUUAAACCGUUUCACGUUUUGAAAUAAAACUAGCGGAUCAUUAUACCACUUCUUAAGUGGGAUAUUGGUUGAUUUUUGAGCAAUCUGAUCGGAUAGUCCAAGUAAUUGGGGUACAGCAGGACACCAAAAACGUAUAUGUCACACAAGUAAGAAAAUGGUGUUGUGAAAAAGUUUUUCUCCGGAGAAAAAAUUCUCACAACCCCCUUGUUCUCUUCCCAUAGGAUGUCAUUUAUAGCAGUGGUGGAAAGUAAUUUCACUCAGUCGAUCUGUCAUAAUCAUUCACAUACUGACCACUUACAUUUCACUAUAACUCGAGGUAUGAUGAUGAUCCAGGUCUCAAAACAUCAUGGAAAUUCGUUUUCACCAAUUUUCUUACCCCUUCUCAUCAUUUUUUACUAAUGCAAUUUCAUUUUCAUAGUUUGCUGUCAGUAUGAUGCUACUGUGAUCAAGGGUCAGUGAUAAUGAUUCUAAACUUCUGAAAGUCAUCUAACCUGUUAGACACAGAAACUCUGAUUAUUCAGUCGGUAUGUAUGAUUAUGAAGUAUCCAUCUGAAAAAGUUCUAGAUCGUAGACUUAAGUUAUAAUCAUACAACGACUGAGAUGAUUGUUUCGUAUUUUGUCUAUUUAAAGUAACGGACUAUUCCGGCUUACUUUGCCUCCUAAAACUGAAGCUGUCUUUUCAGAGCUAGUCUUUUAAUCUAAGUUAAAUGAAACGAUCUGAUAAGAAUUAGUGACUGGAGACCUUAAUUGACAUGGUUCAGAAUAAUGGUUCACCAUAGUGUGUAUCAAUUCGUUCCUCACGUUCAAAGUCGUAUCUUAUUUCUUGUCGUUUAUCGUCCCUCUAUCACAUGUAUCAUUCUUAAUUAUUGUAAGUAUUUUUCUGUUUACGCUGCAUUACUCUGUGCUAUUUUUGAAGUGUUUUCGAUUGCAUAGUUGGGCGUGUUGUUCUUCAUUAUGUUAUCUAUCCGUUUAUCACACUGACAACUCUAGUUUUUACAGACUCAGUACAACUCGUCGAAUAUUCAAAACAUAUCCGUUGCAGUUCAGCUCUAUUUUCCACAGAUAUUAUUCAGUUUUCUCAUCAUUCAAACAACUCAUUUCAGUGUGUUUAAUUAGUUACCACCAAGUCGUUUACGUUUUAAACAUGCUUUUCAACCGGACACUUACAUACUUUCUUGUUCUCCAGGCUCAAGCCGAAUUAAAGGAAAAAUUUCGACUCCUUGAAUCAAACCCUGAGAUUCUGGCCUUAUACAAAGAAUUGGUUGUUAGUGGUAUACUUAGCUCUGAAGAGUUUUGGGCUCGGCCAGAAUUCUCUCAUAAUAAUUUUAAUUCAUCACAGUGUCUGAAUAAUUCCACAGUUAAUAACAAAGCUUCUGGGACUACUGGAACCUCAGAAGCAGCCCCUAACAGUACAAAUAUGUUAUCUCAAAAUAAUCCGUCAAAUGGUCCUACUAGUCAGAUUUCACGAAGUUUUCAGUUAGACGAUCGACCUCAAGUUAUUGGAGUCCCAAGUUGUCUUUUGAGCGAUAUCAAGCCUGAAGCGGAUGGUGCCAACGGAAUAAAAUACAACCUUACUCACGAGACAAUCAAUGCAAUAUUCCGAGCCUAUCCUACUGUACGUGAUAAACAUCGAGAAAUGGUCCCUGAUAAAUUAUCUGAAGCUGACUUCUGGAUAAAGUUUUUUCAGUCUCAUUAUUUUCACCGUGACCGUGUUCAUCUUCCGAAAAAUGAUAUAUUUGCUGAUUGUGCUGGUAUUGACGAUAAACUUUUACUCAGUGAUAUACGGAAAUCAAGAGUCAACCGGAAUAAUGUCCACCUUGAUUUACCUAAUCUUACCGAUUACGAUAUAGGACAAGGUUAUGGGACUGAUCAAAUAUCCGGUCCGACAAAACAAAAAUCAGCUGACUCAGAUCAGAGUGCAGAUAAUACAUUGAAUGAAUCAGUAAUCCCGAGCAAUUUAUCUGCAAAUCAGUUGUUACUUCGUCGUUUCAACAAUCAUUCGAUACUUGUUUUGAAAUCUCUUAGUUCAAAUGACGUAUCUUCAUCAACUAAUAAUGUAUCUCAAAAUCCGAAAGAUGUGCUUAACUCCUGUCCGUUAAAAGACCGCGUGUACGUUAAAGAACUGGUAGAAGAUCAAAAUCCUGCAGAAAUCCAGUUAGACCUAACUUGUGUAACUGACUAUUUAGAGGGUCCUACCCCUAGUAUAGCUGGUAAAGCUACAAAGUUAAUGGAUCCAUUAUCAGUUACCCGGCAAACAGAUACUUCUUCUCAUGGAUUACAACUAGAGCAGUCAGUAAAGAGAUGUAAGAAUAUGAUGGUAGCUGCUUAUCACAUGGGGAAAAAGCCAGGUGUAUCACUUUUAACUGCACUUGAAUCUCAACAAGCAUUGGCAGAUGUCUCACCUGGUGGUUGCCUCAUCGGUGGGAAACUUAAUGAACGUUCGAAACCAUGCGACUUAAAUAGUGAUCAAUCAUCUUUACGCUUGUUUGAGCCAGGAAGAAACAAUCGUAUUUCGAACUCUCCGAAAGUGUCUGAUGAACACCAUGCUAAUGACGAUGUCAAUCGUGGCCCGCCACUACUCACACCAGAACAGGUUAAAGAUUUGUCACUUUUAUAUUCUAGUGCAGCUGAACUCUUAAGACAUUUCUGGGCAUGUUUCCCUGUAACAACCCCACAGCUAGCUGAUAAGUUAGAUCGUGUUGCUGCCAGUCUUACUCGUUUUCGUACAACCAAGGUGAUCCACUUCGCUGCUGGUGUUGAUCCGUCUUUGAUGACUAAGUCAGACACAUAUUCUUCUGAUUCAUCCGAACAUCUACCUAACACAGGAAAUUCUGGGCCUAUUUCUUACCGCUCAAGUGUAACUAGUCACCUGGAAUCGAUGCUGGACUCCGCUCAAAAGAAGUAUUCUGAAUGGAAAACUCGGCAUUCGCAAUAAUGUAAAUAUCUGUACAGAUCGAAUUUUUCGGGAUUUUGGUUUGCCAUUUUCUGUCUCCAUUCCUGUUAAUUCGUUACUCUAAAUAACUACUGUUUCGUGGCAUUAUGCUGAACUGUAUAUAUUUACUCUCCGGAUGUUAUUUGAACGAUUCAUUGACUGAUUUUUCGCAACAACUUU
Molecule: messenger RNA, 4139 nt
Organism: Schistosoma rodhaini
Lineage: Eukaryota; Metazoa; Platyhelminthes; Trematoda; Strigeidida; Schistosomatidae
Source: the annotation of a GenBank genome assembly